Molecule: messenger RNA, 1203 nt
Organism: Heterobasidion irregulare TC 32-1
Lineage: Eukaryota; Fungi; Basidiomycota; Agaricomycetes; Russulales; Bondarzewiaceae
Exons: 7
Coding region: 1-1203 (400 amino acids)
Molecular function (GO): metal ion binding; agmatinase activity
Source: RefSeq, a predicted model, not a curated record
AUGAAGUUGACCAGCGCGUUCCUCACCCUCGCCCUCGCGGCCUUUGCGCACGCACACCCGCACGAACAGGCCCUCCUCUCCGCCCCCGUCGCGGCCGCAGACGCGCAGGAGGCCCAGACGUGGCUCGUCAAGUACGGGAAGCAGGUCGACCUCGGGUACACGGGCCCGCUCUCGUUCUCGCACCUCGACUACCACCGCUGCCUCGAGGACGAGACCAAGGACUUCGAUAUCGCCGUGCUCGGCAUGCCGUUCGACACCGCCGUCUCGUACCGGCCGGGCGCGCGCUUUGGGCCGUUCGGCAUCCGCGCGGGGAGCCGUCGGCAGCACGGCGAGCGCGCGUGGACGCUCUCGUGGGGAAUGGACCCGUACAGGCUGGGAACCAAGGUCAUCGAUUGCGGCGAUGUCCCGCUCAGCGCGUUUGACAAUGCCUUGGCCCUGGAUCAAAUGGAGGUCGCGUACUCCACCCUGCUCGCGAGACCCGUGGCACGGACGCUUUCUCUGGACCCUCCAGAGCGCAUCUUCGCCAAAGACGGCAAGGCGCAUCCCAGGAUCGUCACCCUCGGAGGCGACCACACCAUCGUGCUGCCCAUCCUGCGCUCCUUGAACAAGGUCUACGGCCCUGUCUCGGUCAUCCACUUCGACGCGCACCUCGACACGUGGGGGUACCUCCCCAUCCCGGGGUCGUCCACCGACCAGUCCCGCAUCACGCACGGCAGCUUCUUCCACGUUGCGUGGGAGGAGGGCCUGAUGACCAACAACAGCGUCCAUGCUGGGAUCCGCUGCAAGAUGGCGGGCGGUGCAGAUAUCACGAACGAUGAAGACGUCGGCUUCAAGAUUGUCUCGACGGACGACAUUGACGACAUCGGGAUCAACGAAGUUAUCAGACGCAUCAGGGAGCGCAUCGGGGACAGCCCCGUCUACCUCAGCCUCGACAUAGACGUCAUAGAUCCCGGUCUGGCACCUGCCACCGGAACACCAGAGGCGGGCGGAUGGACCGUGCGCGAGGUCAAACGCAUCAUCCGCGGCCUUGCGGGCCUCAACUUCGUCGGCGCCGACGUCGUCGAGGUCGCCCCCGCAUACGACCACGCCGAUAUCACGGGUAUCGCUGCGGCGGACAUCAUCCACGACUUCCUCGGGACGAUGCUGUCCUCCGAGCCGCCAAAAUCGCGGGACGAGCGCGCGCCGUGGAGAGACGAGCUGUGA